Clarias gariepinus (North African catfish) is the source of this 2648-nucleotide messenger RNA. It is a transcript of the gene nub1, whose product is annotated as negative regulator of ubiquitin-like proteins 1. The transcript is spliced from 14 exons. The record is from RefSeq and is a predicted model, not a curated record. Gene Ontology annotation, biological process: regulation of ubiquitin-dependent protein catabolic process. Gene Ontology annotation, molecular function: protein binding. NCBI's taxonomy places the organism in Eukaryota, Metazoa, Chordata, Actinopteri, Siluriformes, Clariidae. The coding region runs from base 291 to 2069 and encodes 592 amino acids.
UACAGGCACAGAGAGGGGAAAAAACUUCAUAAUUAACAGUACGUGGGGGUGAAAAUUCAGUGUGUAAAACGACGAACACGUUAUUAAGCAUUUAUUAGCAAAAGAAACGAAUCACGAACGUUGUCUGACUCCUCCGUGAGUCAGCAGUGUCAGUUAGGCGAACGUUUAUUAUUAUUGCCCUGAAUAGAGCAGGAAUUCCCCUCAAGUCCCUACAGGAUAUGAUGGCACAGUAAUAACUACUGCUUUCGUUUUCACUUGAAUAUUUAGUUACAGGUGCUUCAGUGUGAACGAUGGACGAGGAACACAUCCAGGCGAAGCUCGUUACUAUGCUGAAACAGGACAAAAUUCAGCUCUGGACUCCGCCGUUUACUACAGAGACUCAUGAAGCUGGUCAUGAACACCUACAGGAGCUUGCUGCUAGAUAUUCCCAGAUGGUGGGAUUCCCCCAGCAUGAAGUAGCGAUUGCCCUGGAAACCAUAAGAUCACAGGCUGUGAAAAAAGGGAAAGGAAACAAAACCUACAGGGAGACAAAUAUUGCAACUCUGGAGAUCAUUCUACCAAAGGGAAAUAAAAAGAAAAACUACUUAGAAACAAAACUGGAUAUUACCGCUCAGGAUCUAAUGAAUAAGAUCAAAGAGGAAUUUGAACUCAAAUACAUAAAGCUAAUUGUGAACGGGAAAAUGUUGUUUCCAGAAAAACGACUCGAUGAACAGAACGUGAAGAACAACAGUAAAGUCAUGGUGCUGAAGUUGAGUGAACCUGAAGGGAAGAAAGCGAUGAUCGAAGAAGAACAAAAGAACCGUUCGCAUGAUGAAAGUGUGCAGAGAACUCAAAAAGGUUUCGAGAUUCUCUCAGAAAGAGAUGGUAGUGAGGAUCCAGCGACCACACCCUUUCUGGAGAUUGCAGAUCAGAAAGGCAACCCCAUCCCGAUCCCUCUCCAUGAGAAAAAGGCACUCAUCCUAGCCAUGGGCUUCCAUGAGAAAGGCAGAGCUUUAAUGAAAAAGAAAGAAUACGAUGCAGCUGUCACUCACUUGCUUCAAGCAGAUGCACAGUUCGAAAAAUGCUGUUCUAUGCUGUUGAACACAGUGGAUAACUUCGCAGUGCUCCAGCUGGACAUCGUGUGGUGUUACCGUGCUCUGGAGGCGCUGUCCUGUCUGAAUGAUUGCAAACAGAGACUGCAGCGAGCUGAGAAUUGCUUCCUCAAAUGUUAUGGAGAAGAGCAGCAGAGAUUGCUGAAAAUCAAGGGAAAUACAGGUGGAGAGGAAGUUCUGUUUCUCAGGCUGUAUAUCCUUCAGAGUCUGCUGGCGUACCUGGAUGGCAAUGGGGAUCAAGCUGCUAAGAAACUUAAGCAGGGUGAGGAACUCUAUAAUCAACUGUGUCUGGACCCAGAGAAGAUGACCCAGCUGAUGAGUAUGGGCUUCUCAGAGCAGGAUGCUCGCCUGGGAUUGAGAGCCUGCAGAGGCAAUGUGGAGGCGGCCGUGAUCCACAUCACAUGCAGGACAAAGGAACGGGAGGAGAUAAAGCAGAGGGAGAGAAAUAAGAGAAGGCACCGUCUGGAAGCCAUCAACACCCUCGUCGAGCUGGGCUUCAGCAAGAAAGCAGCAGCACAGGCCCUCCAUAAGACUAGAGGAGAUGUGGAUGAAGCUUAUAGGCAUCUGUUGGAUUCAUCUGAAGCAAGCAGCUCUGGGAUCGCUCAGCCAGACUCAGACAGACAGACUAAAGUGGAUCAGCUUGCUUACCUGGGCUUCCAGAGGGAGGAAGUGGAGGAGGCUCUGAGGUUGAUGGGAGAUGAUAUCAGUCAGGCCACACAGCUACUUCUGGACUAUCAGGGUGUUAUCCCUGCAGAGCUACGCUCCCCAUCUCAGUCAUCCUCAUCAGAAGAGCCUAGCACCUCAUCAGAGGACACAGCAUCCGGGUCGAGUCCCCCAGAUGCUGAGCUGGUGAAUGAGGUUUUGGAGUACAUCCCAAGACAUGAAGAGGAUUAUUUGGAUGUGACUCUGGAGGAGGAGAGUGAGAUCAUUGCGCAAAUUAAGUCUUAUCUGGAGAAGAGCUCUGCACAAUCCAGCUGAAAUGCUGCUUGAAUGUGCUUUGUCCAGUCACGUGGGGUCAGUUUAGCGAGGAAGGUCAUCACUAACAUCAGCAUCAGAACUCUCAGCCUGAAUCAGCACUGGAUAAAAAGGCAAUAAUUGAAGCCAUUUUAAAAGCACUUUUGUUUUGAUCUGAUCACUUUUUCUUGUACAGUACUUUAUAGGAAAAGCUUAUUUCUGAUAUUGAUGCUGCAAGAAUAGGGAAAAAAAUAGUUUAUUAUUAUUGGAAGUUAUCUUUACUUUUAAAUGAAGCAUUUGAUUUAUCACUGCUAAAUGCAGGAUUUUUGAGUUUUGUGUUGGAAAAUUGCAGGUGUUCAGGAGCAUUUUUAUUAGUUUUCUGUUGAAAUGAAAAUCUUUAACUUUGUUAAAGUUUUGUUUAUCAUGCAAUAAAUUGAAAAGCUUUGCCUUUCUGAGCAUGGUGUUAAAUAUAAACAAUUCACUCCUUUAAAUUUAAUUUUAUUUAAUUAGCUUUCAUUAAGUUUGGAAAUGAAAUUACCAUUCAAUUGUUUUGAAUUAAAUUUUCUUUUCAUUUAAUUCCAUUAAACUAAUUAGUGACCUGUA